Molecule: messenger RNA, 1898 nt
Organism: Peromyscus eremicus (cactus mouse)
Lineage: Eukaryota; Metazoa; Chordata; Mammalia; Rodentia; Cricetidae
Gene: Kcnj10
Product: potassium inwardly rectifying channel subfamily J member 10
Exons: 1
Coding region: 1-1140 (379 amino acids)
Biological process (GO): regulation of monoatomic ion transmembrane transport; potassium ion import across plasma membrane
Cellular component (GO): plasma membrane
Molecular function (GO): inward rectifier potassium channel activity
Source: RefSeq, a predicted model, not a curated record
AUGACAUCAGUUGCCAAGGUCUACUACAGUCAGACGACUCAGACAGAAAGCCGGCCCCUAGUGGCCCCGGGAAUACGUCGGAGGAGGGUCCUGACAAAAGAUGGCCGCAGCAACGUGAGAAUGGAGCAUAUUGCUGACAAGCGUUUCCUCUACCUCAAGGACCUAUGGACGACCUUCAUUGACAUGCAAUGGCGCUACAAGCUUCUUCUCUUUUCUGCGACCUUCGCAGGCACCUGGUUCCUCUUUGGUGUGGUGUGGUAUCUGGUAGCUGUGGCCCAUGGGGACCUGUUGGAGCUGGGACCCCCUGCCAACCACACCCCUUGUGUGGUGCAGGUGCACACACUCACUGGAGCCUUCCUCUUCUCCCUCGAAUCCCAGACCACCAUUGGCUAUGGCUUCCGUUAUAUCAGUGAGGAGUGCCCUCUGGCCAUCGUGCUUCUUAUUGCCCAGCUGGUGCUCACCACCAUUCUUGAAAUCUUCAUCACAGGUACCUUCCUGGCAAAGAUCGCCCGGCCCAAGAAGAGGGCUGAGACUAUCCGUUUCAGCCAGCAUGCAGUUGUAGCCUCCCAUAACGGGAAGCCUUGCCUUAUGAUCCGAGUUGCCAAUAUGCGGAAGAGUCUCCUCAUUGGAUGCCAGGUGACGGGCAAACUGCUUCAGACCCACCAGACAAAGGAGGGUGAGAAUAUUCGGCUCAACCAGGUCAAUGUGACUUUCCAAGUGGACACAGCCUCUGACAGCCCCUUUCUCAUUCUACCCCUGACCUUCUACCAUGUGGUAGAUGAGACAAGUCCCUUGAAAGAUCUCCCCCUCCGCAGUGGGGAGGGGGACUUUGAGCUGGUGCUGAUCCUGAGUGGGACAGUGGAGUCCACCAGCGCCACCUGUCAGGUGCGCACUUCCUACCUGCCGGAGGAGAUCCUCUGGGGCUAUGAAUUCACGCCCGCAAUCUCACUGUCAGCCAGUGGCAAAUACAUAGCUGACUUUAGCCUUUUUGACCAGGUUGUGAAAGUGGCUCCCCCUGGUGGUCUCCGUGAUAGCACUGUCCGCUAUGGAGACCCAGAAAAGCUCAAGUUGGAAGAAUCCUUAAGAGAGCAGGCUGAAAAGGAAGGCACUGCCCUUAGUGUGCGCAUCAGCAAUGUCUGACUUCCUGGUCUCGCCUCCCCAGCCCUUCGGCCUUUUCCUCUUUCAGUGCCCUGGGAAAAGGAGACUAUCUGGGUUCCCUGGAGAACCCCAGAAGCACCCAUCCUCUACUUCCCCUUCCUUACCCCGGUGGCCUGUCAGUAGUCCAGACCAACUGGAGUCCUACGUUUUCCUCCCGCUGUCCCCUCGCGCCUCCCUCUACUACUAUGCCAAGCACACCACUCUUAAGCCAGGAUGGGGGAAGGAGAGGGAAGAUUAGGCUGGAAUGGCUUGGAAGGCCUCAGCCAUGCUUGGAGAUUCACAUUAGGAGGACCAUGUGAUUGGAUGGCUAGACUCCCCCCAACUCCCCACUACUAGAAAGUGUGAUGACUUGAGACCGGAGCCCCCUCAGUCUCUGUUUCCAGCUAGUAAGUCCCCUACGGCAAAGCUCUCUCGGAGAGUCACUUGAUGGACUAUGCUCUCAGAAAUAAAGGCAGCGGAAAUCAGGUUUCCCUGGGCUCUCUACCAAAUCCCGAAGAAAGAAGCCAGGGCUUGCCAUGGUGUAUUUCAUCUCAGCUGGUAACUCCUGACAUAACCUAGACUUUUGCUCAUCGUCUUGUUUCCCCUUCCCAGUUCUCAAGUGGAUCUUCUCAGGGGUCCCAGUUCUCUCUCAGCCUCUGUUCCCACAGAACUGGGGCUGACCUGAGAAACAUCAACAGCCACCACCCCUCCUGCACCCAUUCUGGGUUCUGAGGAAGUCAGUUUUAGAACUAUUGUUCAAA